Dicentrarchus labrax (European seabass) is the source of this 568-nucleotide messenger RNA. RefSeq lists its product as uncharacterized. The transcript has 3 exons. The coding region runs from base 80 to 430 and encodes 116 amino acids. The record is from RefSeq and is a predicted model, not a curated record. Lineage: Eukaryota; Metazoa; Chordata; Actinopteri; Moronidae.
GACGGAGCGACCAGCUGUGAAUUUCACUUCCUUCACUUCUGCUCACAGACUGACUGGUGUGGGACAUUCAAGCAUAAUCAUGAGUCUGAACUUCCUGUCCAAAAAUGAUGAGCUUCGCAAGGGAGAUUACCUGAUGUCCAACAACAAGCAGUGGAAGGCUAUCUUUCAGGAUGAUGGUAACUUUGUCAUCUAUGGCUGGAAGCCUGUGUGGGCUUCAGACACCUAUAGAUCAGACGCUGUCCGCCUGGUCAUGCAGGAAGACUGCAACCUGGUCAUGUACAACAAGGAUGAGCAUCCCAGGUGGCACACAAACACACAUGUGAAUGGUGAUUUCAGGAGCCGUCUUCAACUGACCGAUGAUGGCAAACUGUUGGUGUUCAAGGAAGGGGAAGAACUUUGGAGCUCUGCUAACUCCACAGGCAUGAAAUGAAGUCAUGACAUUGCAAGCCUUUUUAAACUAAAAUGCUCGGCAAGUGAAAGUCGUGUUUGGAUGUCAGUGUGAAUUACAGUAAACCUGACUGUCAUGUAACCUGAAAUCAAAUAAAAACACAUGUUAACAAUGUAUAAA